AUGGCUCCUCCAAAGCGAUCCCAUUACUUUGCCCUACUCUUUGCGCUCUUUGCACUAGUGCUUUUGAUCUUUGCAAAUCUCGGCAUAACCAACACCAGCUCGUUUCUACCUAAAAUUUUCAUUGUGGAAGCCAGCCAAACGAAAACGAAUCAAUCCAUACGAUACGGCUUUUAUCGUUCAUGUAUCUUCAAAGGCGAUAGCGACCAACCUGAUACCUGCAACGACUCCAACCUCUUGUAUACCUUCGACAUUGACCAGCUUGCUGAAAUUAACAAUAUAAAUCUUGAUUCAAGCGAUGUCAUCAAGCAGGCUGUACAACAAUACAGCCAAGGUGCCCUCAAUGCACAAAAAGCGACCGUCCUUGUUCUACCUUCAGCUAUUCUUGCAUUCGUCGGCAUGAUCAUUGCAAUGAUGAUGCGACGUAUGCGUAAAAACAACAUGCUUCCUACAUUGGGUGCAUUAUCCGGUCUCUUGGGUGCCGUGUGUAGUGGAAUGGCAAUCGGAUUUGCCGUAGUCCUCUAUCGCUCUGCAUUCGAGGAGAUAGGAUCAAAAGUGGAUGGAUUAACAUACCAUUGGGGUCCUGCCGUAUACAUUGUGGGAGCUGCUUGUGGAUGUCAAGUGAUCACUUUUAUUUGGUUUAUUGCUAGCUGCUUUGCCCGUUUGCGUAUUGGAAAGGAGCAUGAUCAUACGUACGAGUAUUAUGAGCGUCAUUCCUUUUCAUCCGUUAGCAUGCAUCAGCAUCGCUAUUAA
Lichtheimia ornata is the source of this 750-nucleotide messenger RNA. RefSeq lists its product as uncharacterized. The transcript is spliced from 3 exons. Bases 1 to 750 code for a protein of 249 amino acids. NCBI's taxonomy places the organism in Eukaryota, Fungi, Mucoromycota, Mucoromycetes, Mucorales, Lichtheimiaceae. The record is from RefSeq and is a predicted model, not a curated record. Gene Ontology annotation, cellular component: plasma membrane.